UUUACUAGGAAUACGGAUGGUUAUUCUAAUAUUAAAAUUUAGAUAAAUAAUUUAGAGGUGUAGUAUAUUUUUAUUUGAUUAAUAGUUAUUCAUAUUGUUCAAGAAAGUCAUUGAUUAGUUAGCAUAACCAUAAAAAAUACAUUCUUUUGUGUCUUUAUCAAAAGUGGUCCCAUAUAAUAUACCUCAACAUUAACAAUAACCAAUCCUUGUUCACCACCAACUACACUGACUUUUCCUAUUGGCUCAUGGCUGCAAUGGUUUCUAUUUCCGUAGCCAAGGCUGAUGACGAAGAGGUUACCAUUCAUAUCCCAAACCUUGUGAAGGUUUUCAAGGACGGGUCCAUUGAGCGCCUCCAAAACUCUCCACUUGUUCCACCUUCGACUCUUGGAUCAGUUUCUUCCAAAGACGUCGUCAUCUCCAACAACCCCUCCAUCUCCGCGCGUCUAUACCUUCCAACAAAGCUCAUCCACCACCACGACGCCCACAAAGUCCCCAUCUUGGUGUACUUCCACGGCGGAGCCUUCUUCUUUGAAUCUGCAUUCAACGAGCGCCACCACAACUACUUCAACUUGUUCCUCUCCAAAGCAGAAGCAGACAUCUUAGUUGUCUCUGUUGACUACAGGCUGGCACCGGAGAUCCCUCUCCCCGCAGCAUAUCAUGAUUGCUGGCAAGCACUCAAAUGGGUGGCUUCCAAUGAUUAUGAUCCAUGGAUCCUCAACCAUGGCGAUUUCCAAAGAGUGUUCCUCGGCGGCGACAGUGCCGGUGCUAACCUUGUUCACAACGUUGCUUUGCGUGCUGGUGCUGAAGCUCUACCUAACGGGGUCAAAGUGUUGGGUGCUUUUCUCUCUCAGCCAUACUUCUUGAGCACAAAACCCAUCGGAUCUGAAGCAGUGGAAGGGCACGAGGAGAGUCCACCGUAUGUGGUGUGGGGUUUGGUGUAUCCGAAUGCGCCCGGCGGGUUGGAUAACCCACUGAUCAAUCCCUUGGCCCCUGAGGCUCCCAGCUUGGCUACUCUUGGGUGCUCCAAGAUAAUAGUUUGCGUUGCUGAAAAGGAUUCAUUAAGGGACAGAGGGGUUUGGUACUAUCAAGCUGUUAAGAACAGUGGGUGGCAUGGUCAUCUGGAACUCUACGAAGCUGAACACGAGGACCAUGUUUUUAACAUUCACACUCCCGAAUCCGAAAAUGCUUUGAAACUCAUGAAACGCUUGGCUCACUUUAUCCUUCACUGAAUCUUAUAACGUGUCUUCUUCUUCUUAGUUACAUAUUACAAGCAGGCUACUGAAAAUUAAAAUUAAGGGAUGUAUUGCAAUUUGUGUGCUAGUGAGUAAUUUUGCAUUUGCCAAAGUUUCUUUCAUAAUACGCGAUAAUUAAAGUGAUGGGUAUGCAAGUUCUUGCCUUAAGUGUUGGUGUCUAAUGUCUAUACCUCUCAACGCAAUUCUCCGUUUGAAUUUUCAACUAUGUUUAUUUUCUCUUUACAUGCAAGUUUGUGGUGGUUGUAGUCAUGAAAUCUAAUUAUCUAAU
This is a messenger RNA of Arachis ipaensis, 1521 nucleotides long. Its product is annotated as 2-hydroxyisoflavanone dehydratase. Gene Ontology annotation, molecular function: hydrolase activity. NCBI's taxonomy places the organism in Eukaryota, Viridiplantae, Streptophyta, Magnoliopsida, Fabales, Fabaceae. The record is from RefSeq and is a predicted model, not a curated record.